Microtus ochrogaster (prairie vole) is the source of this 1794-nucleotide messenger RNA. Its product is annotated as putative killer cell immunoglobulin-like receptor like protein KIR3DP1. Gene Ontology annotation, molecular function: inhibitory MHC class I receptor activity. The record is from RefSeq and is a predicted model, not a curated record. Gene Ontology annotation, cellular component: plasma membrane. Lineage: Eukaryota; Metazoa; Chordata; Mammalia; Rodentia; Cricetidae. Gene Ontology annotation, biological process: immune response-regulating signaling pathway; cytokine-mediated signaling pathway.
AUGUGGUACAUUUACACAAUCGAGUACUUCACAGCAGAAAAUGACCUCUUGAAAUAUGAGGGCAAUUUCACGGAUCUAGAAAGCAUAAGGUUCAUCUGGGUUCGAGGGAUCUGGUCACAAGUUGGGUUCAUCUGGGUUCGAGGGAUCUGGUCACAAGUUGUGGACUCUAAGAAGCCCUUUCUGUCUGCCUGGCCAAGCCCCAUCGUUCACGUUGGAGAGCAUGUGGUGCUGCACUGUCAGUCUGAGUUUGGGUUUGAAAUGUUCAGUCUAUUCAAGGAACACAGGGGCCACAUCCUCCAGAUGCAGAACUUGAAGUCCCAGCAGAGCUUUCUGAUAGGCCCUGUGACCACAGCACAUGCAGGGAUCUACAGAUGCCAGGGAUUCUACUCUAAAUUUCCUUAUGGAUCAUCAGCACUAAGUGAUAGCCUGGUGAUUGUGGUCACAGGGAUCUACAGAAAGCCCUCACUCUUGGCCCUGCCAGCUCCCCUGGUGAAACCAGGAGGGACAGUGACAUUGAAAUGCUCAUCAGAGAUUGUGUUCGAGACCUUCAUUCUGGUUCUGCACAGAAAGGGGCUAAGAGAGGACCCUCUGUACCUUGUUGGGGAGCCUUAUGAUGGUGGUGUCCAGGCCAACAUCUCCAUAGCACCUGUGAAGACUGUACACACUGGGACCUACAGAUGCUAUGGUUCUGUCAGUCACCAGCCCUAUGAAUGGUCAGACCCCAGUGACUCCCUGGACAUCAAGAUCACAGUCACUGCAGUCUCAUUCAUCUGCACAGCUGGGAUUCCUGGAGGAGACAUCAUGAUCUUCACUUUUACAGUGUUCUUUCAUCUUGGGCUGAGUCUGGAACCCAGGAGAACGGUGGUGGCAGAAAAAUUGCACAAACCCACCAUCUGGGCUGAACCAGACUCUGUGGUCACCAAGGGACUGUCUGUUGAUAUCUUCUGUUUUGGAACCCAGGAAGUCCAGAAGUACUAUCUAUAUAAAAAGGAACGUUUAAAACUCUCGAAGAUACAGACCUCACUAGAGCCUGGGAACAAGGUCAACUUUUCCAUUCCAUUUAUCACAGAAUAUCAUGCAGGACUAUACUACUGCUGCUAUUUCAGCCCUUCUAACUUGUCAGAAUGCAGUGACACCCUAGAGCUUGUGGUCACAGGAUUCUACAGCAAACCCAACAUCUCAGCCCUUCCAAGCUCCCUGGUGACCUCAGGAGGAAAUGUCACCCUCCAGUGUAGCUCACAUCAGGGAUAUGAAAGAUACAUCCUUACCAAGGAAGGAGAACAGAAUGUGUCCUGGACUCAGGAUUCCCAGAAACAACCCAAUGGACAUUUUAUGGCCUUGUUUCUUGUGGGGCCAGUGACUUCCAAACACAGAUGGGCCUUCAGAUGCUAUGGCUACUAUGAGAGAACCUCCCAGAUGUGGUCAAUGCCCAGUGAGACCCUGCAACUCCUCCUUGUAGAUUCACACUCACAAGAUCAUACAGUGGAGAAUCUCAUCAGGAUGGCUGUGGCUGGCUUGGUUCUGGUGGUUCUUGGGAUUCUACUUUUUGAGGCACAAAACAGUCAGGAUUCAGGAUGGAGGUGAACCAGAGAGAAUGGUGCAUCUAUCUCUUAAUGUGGUAGAGACUUGAAGAUGAAUCUUACAAGUAGAAGAAAUCGUGGAAGCAAAUUUGUGGUAUAAGUGUUUGAACACUGUUGCAUACCCCAAAGAGAACAACAUAUUUGGGUGCAGGGAAAAUGUCAAAGAGAUCUGUGAAGAGGACUAUACGCCCACUAAGUUAGAACCGUCUGGUGG